CUUCCCCAGUGUCUCACUCCCUACCUCCUCCUCACAAGACUCGACAAACCCACCGGCACACUCCUCCUCCUCCUUCCCUGCACAUGGUCAAUCACACUCGCUUCCUCUGUCCUCUCACUCCCUCCUUCAGUCCCUAUCUGGUAUAUGGCACUCUUUGGCCUAGGCGCGUUCAUUAUGCGCGGUGCGGGGUGUACGGUGAACGAUAUGUGGGAUCACAGGCUUGACAGGCUAGUCGAACGCACCCGCACAAGACCACUCGCCUCCAACCUCCUCUCCCUCCCUCAAGCAUCCCUCUUCCUCUCCCUUCAGCUCCUAGCCGGCCUCUCCAUCCUGCUCCAACUCAACACCCCCUCUAUCCUCCUCGGCGCCCUCUCCCUCCCAUUCGUCGCCCUCUACCCCGUGUUCAAGCGGCUCACUUACUGGCCCCAGGCCUUCCUAGGCCUUACCUUUAACUGGGGCGCUCUGCUCGGCUGGGCAGCUGUCUCCUCCCCUCCUGAUUGGGCUAUCGCGGGCUCCCUCUACGCAGCCGGGUGGUGCUGGACGAUCGUGUACGACACUAUCUACGCCCAUCAGGACAAGUCGGACGACACAGCCGCAGGGAUCAAGUCCACCGCCUUGCUCUUCAACACCCAUACUACCCCAAUCCUGACCCUCUUCUCAGGGGGCAUGCUCGCCUCCCUCUCCCUAGCAGGUUACCUCGCCUCCUGUACAUGGGCCUACUAUGCCGGCCUAGCAGGGGCAGGCUGGGGUCUGGCCCGGAUUGUGAGAGGCACGGAUUGGCAGAGUAGGGAGAGCUGUUGGGAGGGGUUUAGGGGGAACGUUUGGGUUGGGACGGCGGUGAUGGCGGGGGUUUGGGCGGAUUAU
Dacryopinax primogenitus is the source of this 864-nucleotide messenger RNA. RefSeq names its product 4-hydroxybenzoate polyprenyl transferase. The annotation marks the transcript as partial. The transcript has 2 exons. Gene Ontology annotation, molecular function: prenyltransferase activity. The record is from RefSeq and is a predicted model, not a curated record. Gene Ontology annotation, biological process: ubiquinone biosynthetic process. NCBI's taxonomy places the organism in Eukaryota, Fungi, Basidiomycota, Dacrymycetes, Dacrymycetales, Dacrymycetaceae. Gene Ontology annotation, cellular component: mitochondrial inner membrane.